Eucalyptus grandis is the source of this 3080-nucleotide messenger RNA. RefSeq names its product disease resistance protein RPS5. The transcript has a single exon. Gene Ontology annotation, molecular function: protein binding; ATP hydrolysis activity; ADP binding. The record is from RefSeq and is a predicted model, not a curated record. The coding region runs from base 109 to 2460 and encodes 783 amino acids. NCBI's taxonomy places the organism in Eukaryota, Viridiplantae, Streptophyta, Magnoliopsida, Myrtales, Myrtaceae.
CUACAUGACCCUCUAUUAUCGAACUCCACCCAUUCGCCUGCUCUCAAUCCUGCUCUCAAUCCAUCUGGAUUACUCCUUUUUUCGAUCUCUCAUCUCCCGAAAGAAUCUAUGGAUUUCGCAAAUUCUCUGUUACAACUCGUCAGCAAUUUAUGGGGCUUGGCCAGCAAACCUUUGGGCUACAUUUGUAAUUUGAAAGAUAAUGUGGAGGCGUUGGGGAAGGCCACUGGAGAUCUGGAGGCCGUGAGCGGAGAUGUGAAGGAAACGGUGGAACGUGAAGAACGAGAGGGAGGUGUACGGCGCACAAAUCAAGUGGAGAACUGGUUAUGCAAGGUGCAAGAAUUUGAAGGUGGAGUAGAUCAAGUUCUCGAAGAAGCCAGGGAAUGUGACCGAAUCAAAUGUUUCAGUCGUUGUCUUCCUCAGAAUUGCUGGCCGAGCUAUAAAUUGGGGAAAAGAGUUGAUCGAUUGCUCAAUGAAGCGAGAGAGCUCCAAGGUAAGAAAAGAGAAUUCAGCAAUUUCACAUCACCAUUGCCUAGCCCGGCAAUACUUGCGAUACCUAUGGCUAAGACCGUGGGGCUUGAUAUUUCCCUUAAUGAAGUGUGGAAAUGGCUAGCGGACGAAAAAAAAACAGGAAUGUUUGGAUUAUAUGGAAUGGGCGGUGUGGGAAAGACCACCCUCAUGAAACAGAUCAACAAUGAGCUUUUGUGCACAAAUCUUAAAUUCGAUGUCGUUAUUUGGGUGGUGGUGUCAAAGCAAGUGAACGAAGAUAACAUUCGAGACGUCGUAAGGAAAGGACUGAACAUUAAAGAUGAGAUCUGGGAUGGAUGGUCUCAGAAUCAUAGGGUCCAUCAUUUGUUGAACAUUUUGGCUGAAAAGAAGUUUGUGUUGUUGAUUGAUGAUGUAUGGGCAAGGCUGGACCUUUACGAAAUCGGAGUUCUUCCUCCUAGUCCAAAGAACGGAUCCAAGGUAGUAUUCACAACUCGGUCGAAGCAAGUAUGCCACCAAAUGGGAGCCAACGAAACAUGCGAAGUAUCGUGCUUGAAGCCUGAAGAAGCUUUGACAUUAUUUGAGAAGAACAUCGGCAAAUCGCUUGAAAAUUGUGAUGAUGACAUUCAACGCCUGGCCAAGGACAUUGCUAAAGAGUGUAAAGGGUUGCCAUUGGCCCUUAUUACCGUCGGGCGAGCCAUGGCUGGCAGAGAGCAUCCCCAUGAGUGGCAUUAUGCACUAACAACUCUCAGGGACAAACCGCAUCAACUGUCAGGUAUGGAGGAAGUGUAUCACAUACUAGAGUUCAGUUAUAAUAGUUUAAGCGACUCUAUCAUUAAAUUUUGUUUCCUUUACUGUUGUCUCUUCCCUGAGGAUUACCUCAUAGACUCGCACGAUCUUAUUGAAUUGUGGAUUGGAGAGGGCUUGCUAGGAGACACCGAUGAUGUAUACAAUAUGCGGAAGAGUGGAGAGUAUGUAUUGGGGAGUUUAAAGAUGGCUUGUCUAUUGGAAAGUGAGACGGUUAUUAAAUUGGGACUACAGUUUGUAAAGAUAAAGAUGCACGACGUUAUCCGCGACAUGGCGACUUGGAUUGCUCGCGACCACGGGAAAAAGAACAAGUUGCUAGUGAUAGAGAGGGAAGAAGAUAUGUCCACAAAAGGGAUGUCCAAAUGGGGGGAAGCAGAGAAAGUAUCUCUAUGGGGAAAAUGGAUUUUGAAUAUCCACCAAGCACCACUUGGGUGUUCCCAGCUCAGAACUUUGAUUGUUAGGGAAACUAAAGUGAGUGUCUUGCCAGGAGGAUUUUUCGAGUCGAUGGCAGCUUGUCUUAUGGUCCUUGACCUAUCCAACAAUAAUAAUAUUACGUCAUUCCCUGAAGGGAUUUGCAAUUUGAUUAGCCUACAGUACUUGAACUUGUCACGCACUGGUAUCAGAGAGUUGCCCAAGGAAAUCAGCAACUUGACUCGUUUACAGUGGUUGCUAUUGAACAAUACAAGAAAAUUCCUCAUUUUUAAGGGGGCAAUUGCAAGCUUACCGUUGAAUGUGUUCAGCAGUUGGGAAUCGAGUCUAGAGAAUGAAGAGGAGGUGGUGGAGGAACUAGGGCGCAUGCAAGGUCUCACCGAUUUAUCUAUCAAGGUGAACAAAUCUUCCUCUGCCCUAAAAAUAUUCCAAUCCUUUCAGAGAUGCAUAAGGAGAGUAGGUAUCAAAAAUUGCGAGGGCUUGACCCACAUCCCAAUAAGUCACUCAUUAAAAGGGAGCAGCAAUUUCUCGCAUUUAGAGGUGCUUAAUUUUGUCAAUUGCCGUAUGCUUGUGAAGAUGGAGAUUAAUCAAGGGAUAGGACAAGCGCCCAACUGCUAUUGCUUCCCCAGCCUUGUUGAGGUUAUUGUCUCCGAUUGUGGAUUUUGGACUUGUCUUGGCUCGUGCACGCUCCGAAACUCCAGAGCUUGGGGGUCUACGAGUGUGAUUCGAUGGAGAAAAUAAUCGGGGAUGGAAUUGCAAGAGAGGAAUUAGCUGCUUCUUCAGGACUAUUCUCACGUCUCAAAUCUCUAGUUAUCCACAAUCUUCCAAAACUAAGGAGCAUUUGCGACCACGCUCUACUUUUCCCUCAAGGGGUGGAAUUCGAAAUAUUCGGCUACUCUAGUCUCAGAAAGUUACCGUUGGACUCGAACGGAAUGAGGGGAAGCUUCUCGAUCGUUGGGGACAAAGGCUGGUGGGAGGAGUUCAAGUGGGACCCAGCCGCCCGGGUCACUUUGGAGUUGUUUGGCGUGGGUCCCGUAGAGGAAAUGACAUAUGGAGAGGCAGCACGUAAAAUGAAAGAUGAGUCCAUCACGUGGGCCCGGAUCGGAUUCCUAGCCUAGGGAGAGGAGUGAGCGAGGUGGGGUCUUUCUUUUUAUUUUAUUGAGGGAGAGAGGGAGAGAGGGGAGGUUGAUGAGUGUAAAAUACUAAUAAUUAUUAUUGUUAGAACAGAGUUGAGUUCCGUUUGGGGUUUGGGGAGCAGGGUCUCUUUCCAUUCCAUUAGCUUUUUAUGUAUUCUCUUCUCUGUUGGCAUCCCUCCUACGUGACGUGUGGGGGCGAUAGCUUCUGUUUGCACUUCUCUAAAA